Aspergillus wentii DTO 134E9 is the source of this 1110-nucleotide messenger RNA. Its product is annotated as dolichyl-phosphate beta-glucosyltransferase. The record is from RefSeq and is a predicted model, not a curated record. Bases 1 to 1110 code for a protein of 369 amino acids. The transcript has 4 exons. Gene Ontology annotation, cellular component: endoplasmic reticulum membrane. Lineage: Eukaryota; Fungi; Ascomycota; Eurotiomycetes; Eurotiales; Aspergillaceae.
AUGGCGGACUUGUGGAGUGAUGUCUGCGUGCAGUGCAGGUUACUCCUCACGCAGGUCCCUCUACAUAUUCUCGUCGUUACUCUAUUGACGACAUUUGUGGGAUUCUCUAUCCUCUUCUACCUCUUCGUUUUCAUCGUCGCCCCUGUCCCGCGACCCCCAUUCCCGCAGGAAAAGAAAUACCGAACAAUCGCGAAAGACGGCUCGAUUACGACUCCCGAGACAUUACCUUGUUGGUGCGAUCCCGUUCCCGACUCAUCUGUGAUUGAAAAGGCGGAUGUGUUCAUGUCGGUUGUUGUUCCGGCUUAUAACGAGGAGGAUCGGUUGGGGGGGAUGUUGGAGGAGGCGGUUGAGUAUCUGGAUGGAAGGUAUGGGGUGUCGGUGUCAUCUGGGGAGGAAGGGACAGUUCGACAGCGCAAGGGGAAGAGUGAGAGUGAAAAGGAACAAGGAUGGGAGAUUAUCGUCGUCUCGGAUGGGUCGAAGGAUAAAACUGAAGAGGUGGCGUUUGGGUUUGCGCGGGAUCAUGGGCUCGCGCCUGGUGCGAUUCGGGUGGUGACGCUAAGCCAGAAUCGUGGGAAGGGAGGCGCGGUCACGCAUGGUAUGAGACAUGUUCGGGGGCAGUAUGUGGUGUUUGCGGAUGCGGAUGGGGCGAGUCGAUUUGAGGAUUUGGGGAAGCUGGUUACGGUUUGUGGGGAGAUUGAGGAUGGAGAGGGUCGUGGAGUGGCUGUUGGAUCGAGGGCUCAUAUGGUUGGCAGUGAAGCUGUUGUCAAGCGAUCCAAACUGCGCAACUUCCUGAUGCAUUCCUUCCAUCUGAUCCUCCGGAUUCUGACUCCGCGCAAAACCGCCACGAUCAAAGAUACCCAAUGCGGCUUUAAGCUGUUCUCGCGCGGGUCGCUGCCCUACAUCAUUCCCUACAUGCACUCGGAGGGCUGGAUUUUCGACGUGGAAAUGCUCAUGCUGGCUGAAUUCGCCGGGAUCCCCGUGGCAGAAGUGCCGGUGGGAUGGCGAGAGGUCAAGGGGAGCAAGUUGAAUGUGCUGCGUGAUAGUAUCGGGAUGGCUUGGGGGCUGGCGAUCCUUCGAGCGGCGUGGUCUAUAGGGGUGUAUAGGACGUGA